Heterocephalus glaber (naked mole-rat) is the source of this 7844-nucleotide messenger RNA. It is a transcript of the gene Rere, whose product is annotated as arginine-glutamic acid dipeptide repeats. Lineage: Eukaryota; Metazoa; Chordata; Mammalia; Rodentia; Bathyergidae. Gene Ontology annotation, cellular component: nucleus. Gene Ontology annotation, molecular function: chromatin binding; sequence-specific DNA binding; transcription corepressor activity. The record is from RefSeq and is a predicted model, not a curated record. Gene Ontology annotation, biological process: regulation of DNA-templated transcription.
GGGCCCGAGCGGGGAGUGGGCGGCCGGUCGGCGUAGCAGCCCCGCCGCGGCUCCGCCACCAUCGCUGAGGCGCCGCUGCUCCCACAGACGCUCGCGAGCCGCCCCCCGCGCUCCGGAGCCUCCUCUUCCUCUCGCGCGCCCCGAGUAGCUCGCCCGCCUGGGCCUCGGUGCCCGCCUUCUCUUCCCCCUCCUAGUCCCUUCUCGCGCUCCCCACAUUGUCUCUGCCUCAUUUUCUCUCUUAGUUGAGGAAAAAAUAAAAUCACCGCCCUCCUUAGGGAGCCCCUCGCCCUCCGAAAGCCCAGACCAGACAUGAUCCUGGGCUCCCGCUUCUGAAGGCUCGGCCGACCGGGAGGAGGAGGAGGAGGAGGCGGCGGAGGAGGCGGAGGCGGAGGCAGCCAGGGCUCGAGUCGCGGAGAGGUCGCGGCCCGGAGCCCCAGCGCCCGUCGCGUCCCGCGGGCGGGUCCCUUGGCUUCGGCCCGCACCUCGCGGCCUCGCCGCUCCCGCCUUCCCCGCCCGCGCUUCCGGAGCCGGCCGCUCACGCCUCUGUGGAUGGUGUAGCGCCCUCGGGAAGCAUUUUUGAAACGUUGGGGUUAUUGGAGUGGUUGGAUUUUCCCUGGAAUUGAGUGAGAAAUUCAGAAGACUGAAGCCCAGGCUUACAGUCUACCUUUCACGGAGGCCUAGCCGUGAGAGGACAGAAGAAGGCACGUGGCGAAUCAUGACAGCUGAUAAAGACAAAGACAAAGACAAAGAGAAGGACCGGGACCGAGAUCGGGACCGAGAAAGAGAUAAAAGAGAUAAAGCAAGAGAGAGUGAGAAUUCAAGGCCACGCAGGAGCUGCACCUUGGAAGGAGGAGCCAAAAAUUAUGCUGAGAGCGAUCACAGUGAAGAUGAGGACAAUGACAACAAUGGUGCCACCACUGAAGAGUCCACCAAGAAGAACAAGAAGAAACCACCCAAAAAAAAAUCUCGUUACGAAAGGACAGACACUGGUGAGAUAACAUCCUACAUCACUGAGGAUGAUGUUGUCUACAGACCAGGAGACUGUGUGUAUAUCGAGAGUCGGAGGCCAAACACACCGUAUUUCAUCUGUAGCAUUCAAGACUUCAAACUGGUCCACAACUCCCAGGCCUGUUGCAGAUCUCCAACUCCUGCUUUGUGUGACCCCCCAGCAUGCUCUCUGCCGGUGGCAUCACAGCCACCACAACAUCUUUCUGAAGCCGGGAGAGGGCCUGUAGGGAGUAAGAGGGACCAUCUACUCAUGAACGUCAAAUGGUACUACCGUCAGUCUGAAGUUCCAGAUUCUGUGUAUCAGCAUUUGGUUCAGGAUCGGCAUAAUGAAAAUGACUCUGGAAGAGAACUUGUCAUUACAGACCCCGUUAUCAAGAACCGAGAGCUCUUCAUUUCUGAUUACGUUGACACAUACCAUGCUGCUGCUCUUAGAGGGAAGUGUAACAUCUCCCAUUUUUCUGACAUAUUCGCUGCUAGAGAAUUCAAAGCCCGAGUGGACUCAUUUUUCUACAUAUUAGGCUACAACCCUGAGACAAGGAGGCUGAACAGUACUCAGGGGGAAAUUCGCGUUGGUCCUAGCCAUCAGGCCAAACUUCCAGAUUUGCAGCCAUUUCCUUCUCCAGAUGGGGAUACUGUGACCCAGCAUGAGGAGUUGGUCUGGAUGCCUGGAGUGAAUGACUGUGACCUCCUUAUGUACUUGAGGGCAGCAAGGAGCAUGGCAGCAUUUGCAGGGAUGUGUGAUGGCGGCUCCACGGAGGACGGCUGUGUCGCUGCGUCUCGUGAUGACACCACCCUCAAUGCGCUGAACACACUACAUGAGAGCAGUUACGACGCUGGCAAAGCCCUGCAGCGCCUGGUAAAGAAGCCUGUGCCCAAGCUGAUCGAGAAGUGCUGGACUGAAGAUGAAGUGAAACGCUUCGUUAAGGGACUCAGGCAGUACGGGAAGAACUUCUUCAGAAUUAGAAAGGAGCUGCUUCCCAAUAAGGAAACAGGGGAGCUGAUCACCUUCUAUUACUACUGGAAGAAAACCCCCGAAGCAGCCAGCUCCCGAGCCCAUCGCCGGCACCGCAGGCAGGCUGUGUUCAGGAGGAUUAAGACCCGGACUGCGUCCACACCGGUCAACACGCCCUCCAGACCACCCUCCAGUGAAUUCUUGGACCUGAGUUCAGCCAGCGAAGAUGACUUCGACAGUGAGGACAGCGAGCAGGAGUUGAAGGGGUACGCCUGCCGCCACUGCUUCACCACCACCUCCAAAGACUGGCACCACGGGGGCCGGGAGAACAUCCUGCUCUGCACCGACUGCCGCAUCCACUUCAAGAAGUACGGCGAGCUGCCACCCAUCGAGAAGCCGGUGGACCCCCCGCCGUUCAUGUUCAAGCCUGUCAAGGAGGAGGACGAUGGGCUCGGUGGGAAGCAUAGCAUGAGGACGCGGCGGAGUCGGGGCUCGAUGUCUACACUACGUAGUGGUCGGAAGAAGCAGCCCGCCAGCCCCGAUGGUCCUGCCUCUCCCAUCAAUGAAGACAUCCGCUCCAGCGGUCGCACCUCCCCCAGCGCUGCCAGCACCUCCAGCAAUGACAGCAAAACAGAGACAGUGAAGAAGUCUGCCAAGAAGGUGAAGGAGGAGGCCUCGUCGCCUCUCAAGAGCACCAAGCGCCAGCGGGAGAAGGUGGCGUCUGACACAGAGGAGGCCGACAGGAACAGCUCCAAGAAGACAAAAACCCAGGAGCUCAGCCGGCCCAACUCGCCCUCCGAAGGGGAGGGAGAGAGCUCGGAUAGUCGCAGUGUCAACGAUGAGGGUAGCAGUGACCCCAAAGACAUCGACCAGGACAAUCGCAGCACGUCCCCCAGCAUCCCCAGCCCUCAGGACAAUGAGAGUGACUCAGACUCCUCUGCUCAGCAGCAGAUGCUGCAGGCCCAGCCCCCAGCCUUGCAGGCUCCCCCAACAGCGCCCCCAGGAACCGCCCAGCUCCCCACCCCAGGACCCACGCCCUCCACUACUGCAGCCCCUCCACAGGGCUCCCUGGCAGCCGCACAGCCCCCGAACCAGUCUCAAGCACCCGCGGCGCAGGCCACCCUCAGCCACAUCCAGCAGGCGCCCGUGCUGCACCCUCCGAGGCUGCCCUCGCCACACCCCCCGCUGCAGCCGCUGAGUGGGCCCGUGGGCCAGACUCCUGCGGCCCACACCCAGCCGGGUCUGCACAGCCAGGGCCCGCCUGGCCCUCAUGGCCUGCAGGCAGGGUCACUGCUGCAGCACCCUGGCCCCCCGCAGCCCUUCGCCCUCCCUCCCCAGGCUGCCCAGGCACAGGCCCCUCUGGGGGCUGUCGCAGCCACAGCUCACCCCCAUGCCGCCCUGCAGCUCCCGGCCUCUUCGGGGCUGCAGCCUCAACAGCCCCCCCGCGAGCAGCCCCUGCCGCCGGCGCCCCUGGCCAUGCCUCACAUCAAGCCCCCUCCCACCACGCCCAUCCCCCAGCUCCCGGCCCCGCAGGCCCACAAGCACCCGCCACACCUCUCCGGGCCCUCCCCCUUCUCCAUGAAUGCCAACCUGCCGCCCCCUCCCGCUCUGAAGCCCCUCAGCUCCCUGUCCACACACCACCCGCCCUCAGCCCACCCCCCGCCACUGCAGCUCAUGCCGCAGAGCCAGCCCCUACCCUCCUCCCCGGCCCAGCCCCCUGGGCUGACCCAGAGCCAGGGUCUUGCACCCCCUGCCCCUGCCCAUGCCCCUGCCAGCCUCCACCAGGGGCCCCCGCAGGCCCCCUUCACCCAGCACCCCUUUGGCCCAGGUGGCACCCCACCCAUCUGUCCACCCACCUCUACCCCGCCUGCGGGCCCCAGCACCUCUGCCCAGCCUCCCUGCUCUGCUGCCCUGUCUUCAGGGGGGACCACGCCAGGGGGGGCGCCCUGCCCACUCCCCGCUGUCCAGAUCAAGGAGGAGGCUCUGGAUGAUGCCGAAGAGCCCGAGAGCCCCCCGCCCGCACCGCGGAGCCCGUCCCCUGAGCCCACUGUGGUGGACACCCCCAGCCACGCCAGCCAGUCUGCCAGGUUCUACAAGCACCUGGACCGGGGUUACAACUCGUGCGCACGGACAGACCUGUACUUCAUGCCUCUGGCUGGGUCCAAGCUAUCCAAGAAGAGGGAGGAGGCCAUCGAGAAGGCCAAACGGGAGGCAGAGCAGAAAGCCCGAGAGGAGCGCGAGCGGGAGAAGGAGAAGGAGCGGGAGCGCGAGCGGGAGCGCGAGCGGGAGGCUGAGCGGGCAGCUCAGAAAGCAUCCAGCUCUGCACACGAAGGCCGCCUCAGUGACCCUCAGCUCAGCGGUCCAGGCCACAUGCGGCCCUCCUUCGAGCCGCCUCCAACCACCAUCGCCGCCGUGCCCCCCUACAUCGGGCCCGACACCCCGGCGCUGCGGACACUGAGCGAGUACGCUCGGCCCCACGUCAUGUCUCCCACCAACCGCAACCACCCCUUCUAUAUGCCCCUGAACCCCACUGAUCCCCUGCUGGCCUACCACAUGCCCGGCCUCUACAACGUGGACCCCACCAUCCGGGAGCGGGAGCUCCGGGAGCGGGAGAUCCGGGAGCGGGAGAUCCGGGAGCGGGAGCUGCGAGAGCGCAUGAAGCCGGGCUUCGAGGUGAAGCCCCCGGAGCUGGACCCCCUGCACCCAGCCACCAACCCCAUGGAGCACUUCGCACGGCACAGUGCCCUCACCAUCCCGCCCUCGGCCGGCCCCCAUCCUUUCGCCUCUUUCCACCCGGGCCUGAACCCCUUGGAGCGGGAGAGACUGGCCUUGGCAGGCCCCCAGCUGCGGCCCGAAAUGAGCUACCCCGACAGACUGGCCGCCGAGCGCAUCCACGCCGAGCGCAUGGCGUCGCUUACCAGUGACCCCCUGGCCCGGCUGCAGAUGUUCAAUGUGACUCCGCACCACCACCAGCACUCCCACAUCCACUCGCACCUCCACCUCCACCAGCAGGACCCCCUCCACCAAGGCUCAGCAGGCCCAGUUCAUCCCUUGGUUGACCCCCUGACUGCUGGCCCUCACCUGGCUCGCUUCCCCUACCCACCCGGCACCCUCCCCAGCCCUCUGCUGGGUCAGCCCCCCCACGAGCACGAGAUGCUGCGCCACCCUGUCUUCGGCACCCCCUAUCCCCGAGACCUGCCUGGGGCCAUCCCACCCCCCAUGUCGGCAGCCCACCAGCUGCAGGCCAUGCACGCCCAGUCAGCUGAGCUGCAGAGACUGGCCAUGGAGCAGCAGUGGCUGCAUGGACACCCCCACAUGCAUGGUGGCCAUCUACCGAGUCAGGAGGAUUAUUACAGUCGACUGAAGAAAGAAGGUGACAAGCAGUUAUAAGUUAUUUAUUUGUUAAUGCUGGCUGUGGAAACUCCAAUUCUUGGGGGGAGAAACAGGACUUUUUACAUACAGUAGGAACUGCAAAAGCAAAAAGAAUAUCUUCUAAAGAUUUCUUUAUAUAUUUAAAAACCCCACAACUAAAAAUGUAUCACAUAAUAGUGUUCGUUUGUCGAGAGGAUUUCCUGAGACUGGUUUGGGUCUCCCUGCAUGACAGUCCCCCAGAAACGUAGUGAGUUCCGGACUGGGCUGGACAUCCGAACCCCUGCGACCUCGGGGUGGCUUUGUUCUCUUCUGGAUUUCUCAGUAGGUGCUAGAACCUGUCACACCCUUCACUGUGCGCGCAGACACCGGGUCGCAUGGGCUCUGGGCCCACGGGUUUGCAGUUAGGCAGUGUAUGAGUUUGGAAUCCAAGAGCUAUAAUUUUUAAAAAAUCUUUUAUUUUAAUACAUUGUAGGAAAUCUUCAUAAUUUGAGAAAGUUCUGCAGCAUGGCUUUUAUGUCUGUAAAUAAAUAUCUAGAACAGCCUUCUUUUCCUUCCGCAAACUACUGUUCUAUUUUUUCCAGCCAUGUCACUAAUUAUGAAUUCCUACCAGCUAUUGACAGAAUACAGAGUUGAUUUUUUAAUAAAAAGUUAUAUAUAAUUAUCCCUUUAAUUAAAGGGAGCCGAUGGGUGUUACUAAUUACAUACAGGCAGGAGCUUGGGAUAGGUGCAGCCAUAGCAUGAGCAUCCGGCCGGGGCUAGCGGGGCGGCACGACAAACUCCUGUCUGCUGCUCCAGGCCCUGUGCCCUUGAGCGUGCCUAGCCGAGGCGCAGCCCUGUGAGCACAGGCCUCUUCCGUCGUGCACAGGCGUGCCAAGUCCAGUGUUCGUUUUCCGGUCCCUGCUGCCACCGUGUCCUGUCUUGCGGGAUAGAAGGCGCAUGUUUAGUGUGUCUGAUGGUAGAUUUCCUUACAGAGUUCUAUGCACACACAUUGUUCUGGAUACAUUGCCUUUUUAAUACUCUGAAAUGUCCAUAAACAGUCAAGAAAAACCAAGAAAACGAUUCCAUACAGAUAUCUCAGCACAGGAAAGACCCAGGACGUAACGCUUGCCAGAGGAAUUAGAAUCUGCCCGCUCGUGCAUGUCACCGUCCGGAUCUCCUCGUGGCAAGGCCUGAGCCCUCGUCCCCACCACAGACAGGCUGCUUCUGAGUGAGACCCGAGGUGACUGUGGCGUGGGUCUUGGCCUGCGUCUCUGGCCCUGGGCAGGCUCAGACACAGUGACCCACGCUGGACUGGGAAACCACUCAAGUCCUGCUUGGCCUCCGAGGAGUAGGAACAGGAGGAGUCCCAGCCGCAAGCCCACUGGCGGAAAGCAGGCCCAGCCAGCAGAGAGCCCAGCCGCCGCCUCCUGGUCCCGGAGCCCUGUACUUCCCGAAGCGGAGUGGGGAUGGCCAGGGCUGUCGGCAUCUGUGGGGCCUCUCCCUAUCCCCAGACUCCUGAGAGCCCCUUCUGCUGUCGCGUGUGUCACAUCCAACAAGGGCCUGGGGUUGGUGGGCAGGAGCGGUCCAGCCUGGGCCCAGGUGCGGGUGGAGGAGGCCGAGUGGCCCCCGGGCCCCAGCGGGUGCGCACUCAGCACCGGGUUCUGGACUUGGACCUGUGGCACGGCUCUCUCUCUGGUUUCUAUCAGAACCACACUGGUUUCAGUUGGGACAGGUAGGGUUGUUUUGUUUGUUGAAAAUGUUUGUAGUUUGGUUUUUGUUUUGUUUUUCUCUCAUUCCAUUUCUGCCUUAACUUUAGUUCCCUAGGGGAGGCAAGUUCAGAUUAACCCUUCGUUGUCAGACUUCCAGCUCCUGGGCGUGGGGCAUUGUGUCCGUCUGGGGGUGGUGACCAGCGCUCAGGCUCAGGCUGGCCCCUGCCCGUGCCCUGCCUCUCUCGCUCUUGUUCUUUCCCCCUUUUGGUAGCGCCCGACACCUGCUAUUCAGUUGAACCUUUGUCUCCUCUGUCACCCAUGUUUCCAAAGAAGAGAAAGUGACACGCCUCGAAGUCUGUGCUGAAGUCCGUCUGAAGGUGUCCUCUCGUUGCGUUUCGGGUUCUCCGUACCCCGGUGAAGCACUGAGAUUCCCCUUAAACACAGCCCAGCCCUCGCCCACGACUGUGCUUGUGUAGGAGGCCCGGACCUCCGUGCCAGCCGUGAUGCCCGGCCGCCUGGUUUCCUUUGGGUUUUCCUUCGUUUCAUUGAGGUUUGGUUUUGCUUUCUGUGUUUUGUAUGUGUCUUGUUCCAUGUGGUCGAGGUUGAGCUUCACCUUUCAUUGCAGCAGCAGAGCAGAGUGUACAUUCUGAUUUGCUACGUUUCUAUAUAUCUUGAAGCUAAGUGUAUAUAAGUAGUUCGCCAUGAGAUAACACAGUGUAAACAGUAGACACCCAGAAUCGUGACUUCUGUGUUCUCUCCAUUUGAGUAUUUUGUAAUUUUUUUGAAAUAUUUGUGGACAUAAAUAAAACCAAGCUACACUACUA